Mytilus trossulus (common blue mussel) is the source of this 5997-nucleotide messenger RNA. RefSeq lists its product as uncharacterized. The record is from RefSeq and is a predicted model, not a curated record. The transcript has 6 exons. NCBI's taxonomy places the organism in Eukaryota, Metazoa, Mollusca, Bivalvia, Mytilida, Mytilidae. The coding region runs from base 276 to 5771 and encodes 1831 amino acids.
ACGAAAGCGGAAAUUGCCAGGUCGUUCCAUCUUGAUAACAUCAUUAAUGAUUAACGAUCACUUUUGAAAAUCACAAGUAGAAGAUCAAAGGACAAAGUACUUUUAUAUAAAGCAGACCUUCUGUUCAUGUUUGUACAGGAUCAUUCUGAAAGACAAGAUGUAGUUGUACAUAGUGACUACAGUGGUGUAAGAGGGCAGUACUGUAACUUAUAGAUGAAACCAUUAUAAAUAAAACAAGAAUAAAACGACGAUGACAUACUAGCAGAUGAACCAACAUGAGUCUAACAGUAGAAGAGUCAAACUUCCUGAGAUUUUACUUCCUGAACUUAAAGAUUGCUUCAAAGGCUGUCAGGGCGUAUUUUGAUUUAGUCCAUCCACCAGCUGGACUUUCCAACGAACUUGCCAAUAGUUCUACAACUUUGAGAGGACUCCGUUUUAUAUCACAACUACAACUUAAAAUUUUAUACCCAAGUCCUGCAAGUAAUGUUAGAUCAGAUGAUUUUGAUACAACACUGAUAGUUUGCCUUUUACGGAACAUGAGACCACGUGAAACUGCCCCUGUUACCGGUUGGGAUAACUUACCAAUUCCGGGUGAUACAAGUACCAGUGCAGACAUUGCUAGAGUAAAAUGGUACAGAAACAAAUUAGCACAUACUGAAGAUGGGAAAUUGUCCCCUUCAGAUUUUAGUCAGUACUGGGGCGAUUUAGAAGUUGCCAUUGGACGUCUUGGUGGACCAUCACUACUGAUUGAAGCGCAGUCUGUAUUACAUUUUGUUAUGGAUAAAUCUUUAACAGAUAUUUUAACCCUUGUCAGAAACUGUAAACAAGAUGUUCAUGACCUACAAAUAACCAAAGAGGAGCAAACCAAUAUGAUCAAAGAUCUUAUAACAGCAAUGGAAAAUCAAAAAAAUUGUAAAGCACUUCACGAGAACAAAAUGCAGAAGCUCAAUGAUUCACUUAAAAAAGGUGAAACUGAGGCACAGAAAAUUACAGCUGAACUUAAAGAACACAAAGGAUUCAUAGAUAAAUCUUUAGAGAAGGUUGAAGCAUUUAAAAAAGAAAUAGAGAAGAAAGAAGAUAUAAUCAAGGAUAUACAAGAAAAAGCUGUCGAGAAACAAAAUCAGAUCGAAAAUCAUUUAGUCAGUCUACAAUGUAAGUUUGAUCAAAAGUUUAAAGACAUUGAUGAACAGUUAGAAAAGCAUUAUGUACAAAUUGCAAAAUAUGGUGGACAGUUGGUAAAAAAUGAUGAACAGAUUACAAAGCAAGGUGGACAGUUAGUAAAACAUGAUGAACAGUUGGCAACUUGUGAAAAAAACAUUGUUGAUAUGAAAGAAGAAUUACAUGCUACUAAUUUCACAUCAGUCGGCAGUAAACAAAAAAGAUUUGAAGAUGAUACUAAAGCUCUGAUUGAGAACGAUGUGAGAGAAGGUACAUUUGUAACCACCAAGGCCUUGACAGAUGGUUUAUUAUUGCUGAAACAAAAUGGAGUCUUGUUGAUAACUGGACAUGCAGGAACAGGAAAAAGUCGUAUGGGUCGACAACUUCUUCAUUUGUUUUGUGCAAAAAAUGCUUCAUACAAAUGUAUUAAACUCAAUGCAUUGGAAGAAUGGGAAGAUAUGGUCAAUUUAGAAGAUAAAGUUGUGGUGUUGAUUGACGACAUAUUCGGUGAAACAAAUUGUAUUUAUAAUAGAGAGAAAGAUAUACCAAUUCUAGACAAAGUUCAUGCAUAUGUAAGUAAAGAUAAUAUUAAAGUUAUUGUAACGAUCAGAGUAACUGUCAAGCGACAAUGUCAAGAAGUGUUUGAUAAUCAUAGGUUACUAACGUUUGAGUUUAUUGAUUUAAGUUCAAAGAAGUAUGUACUCAGCUGGGAGGAAAAACAUGCUAUUCUAAAAAACUAUAUGAAAACAGUUCGUCAAUCAGACUAUGUUGAUAAGAUAGGUUUUGUUAACCAUAAUGGUGAUACAAUUUUAGAGGAGGAUGAUAUUUUGGCAAUACAAUGGUAUAGUACAGUCAGAGGUUUUCCAUUAGCUGUUUAUCAGUUUGUCAACAAUGACAAUUAUUUUAACCUUGGAGGAAAUUUUUUUGACAGGCCAACAGAGGCCAUACUUGAAGAAAUAAAUGAAAUAAGACGUAAGGGGGAAGAGCAUAGGAAAUUUAUGAUACAAUAUGCAGUUUUAGUCUUCACAGAAAUAAAUGAAAACUAUAUAAAACCUGAUGAUUGUUCAAAUGUUGCAGAAGUUGAAAAAAUAAUUGAUGCAAUCUAUGGAGAGACCAUUAAAUUGAAGAAGUGCAACAUAUCAGAUGCAGUUAGGGAACUUCAAGGAAGUUAUCUUAUAAAUAUUCCAAAUCAAAAAUCAUACCGAUUUCACCAUGCAACACUGCAAGAAAGCGUCAUUUUAUCUUUUGCUCAAAUUGAUGACGAAAAUAUCAAUAAAAUCUUACCUUUAAUCAGCUGGUCAUUUCUCAUGAGGAUGGUUAAACCAGAAUCAUACAUGGAAAACGAGGGAGAGGUAGUAUUGAGAAUUCCAGUUAAUAGUUAUCAACUAUUGGCAGAUAAAUUAAUCGAUAUAUACAUGGCAGAAACUCAGAGUCAUAGAAAAGGUGUAUUACGUGACUUAAGUAAUACUGAAAUAUUCAAACAAGAUUUUUCUAUCCUACUACCUUGCUUAUUUAUCGCUUUAGAAAGAGAAGAUAACAAAGAUAAUCAUACUGAAAAUAUGAUCAGAUGUGGUGAAAUGGAAAGGAUUGAUUAUAUUUUUGUAUAUAUGAAUAACAAAGAAAUUGUCCUUUCUUACUUACUUGAUAUUUUUUCUAAAUCAGAAAAGCAGUUAGAUAUAUAUUGUUUUGUAUUGAAAACAUUUAACCAAUUAAUCAAAACCAGCAAUGACUAUUUCACUAUUAACUACAUGAAAUUUUCAUUGAUAAAAUCUUUAUAUAUAAUUUGUUCGACUAAAGAUGUAAGAAAUGUUAAAGUCACAUUGGAUAUAAUAACAGAACACAAAAUACCUGUUAUACUCGAUCAAGGUGUUAAUCUUACACAGAUAAAAUUACCAGAAAUUGCGUUUUUAAUGGCUGAUGAACCGACAUGCGUUUUUCUUACAGUAUGCAUAUGGAAUGCAUAUAAAGUAUUUAAUAGGCCUGUGUUGGAGUUCUUACUUUCAAAAUACAAUGAGACUCCAUUUGAUGUCAAUUUAUAUUUGAAGAUGAUUUAUAGGAGAAAGUGGAGAAGGCCAUUGUCAUCUUUAUCUUAUAUCCCUCUUAAAUGGAUAAUAGAAAGAUAUACAGACCAAGAAUUUAUUGAUACUGAAUUCAUCUUAAGAACUGCUUGCUACUGCCAGUUGUUUGAUACGGUGGAGUAUCUUGCAAUCGGAUGUAAAACAAUUGAUUAUAUUUCCUGUCUGAAAACAUUCAUAGAUAGAGGACAUGACGACUGGAAUUCAUCUAUGUUAUUUCAUCAUAAUCAAGAAUUGUUUAAUUUUCUUCUAACACAAAUCGACACGAAGUCAAACGAAAUGAUCCCUGCUAUAAUAUCAAUUUUACAGAAACGUCAUGUUCCUAAUUAUAUAGUUGAUGCCUUCCUUUCUGUUUGUUUAAACAAUACAGAAAUAUUGACUUCGGCUUCCAGGAAUGGACAGUUCUAUAUUGUCAAUCUAAUAAUUGAAAAUAGCCAUUUUCAGUUUGUAGAACUUCAGUCAGCUCUUACGGCAGCAUGUAUGAAAUCGAACGUUGGAAACUGUUUUACAUCUGAACUGAAAUCAGAAAUUGAGGUACAAGAGUUAAAAAUAGUUGCAUACAUAGUUGGAAAAUUCGGAUUUAAACAGUUCGAUUUGAAAGCUGCAUGUCAAGUAGCAUGUGAAUCUAGAAAGUUCUAUAUUGUAGAAUGGUUUGUUUGCAACAUAGAUAUAACUUUGUUUAAUGUGAUUACCAUUAUAAAUUCAGCUUUAGUGAACAAAAAGUCAGAUGUAUUAAAAUGCAUACUGAAUAAGAUUGAAAUAGCAAGUUUAGAUAAAAGCGAAGUUUUAAAAUCUGUAGCUGAACAUUAUACUGCUAAAUGUUCUACUAUUAUACUGGAAAUAGUGCGCACCAUCUGGGCUAGUACCGAUGAUAAAAAAGAAUUACAAAUGGAGGAAAUAGUGAAUACAGCUUAUGAAGGUAAAUGCUUCGAGCUGUUAGUGUGGGUUCAUGAAAAUUGUAAUUUACAGAUAUCUAUUGAUGCAAGGAAACUGUUAAUGUUAGCAUGCACAGCUUGCAGGGUAGAUGUGGCAAAGUGGGUUCUCCAUGCGUUUGAACAAACUUCAUUAGAUAUUGAUGACGGGCAAUUAUUCUUGUUAGCAUGUGAUAAGAUAGUAGAUCCUGAAUAUUGUGAGCAUGGAAUAGGUAUGGUUAAGUUGGUAUGUAAUCAUUUUCAAAUAAACCUUACUGAUCUCAAAUCAGGUUUGUUGAAGUUGUUGAGUCUGGAUGGUUUGGCUAUAAUUGAUAUAAGAAAAGAGUUUUAUAAUUUAGUUGUUUCGAUAUUGGAAAAGUACUUAAAAUCUCUGUGUACAAAAGACGUGGAAAUAAUGAUAAACAAGUCUCUUGAUCAAAAACAUUAUUAUCUUGUGAAUUGGUUUCUUGAAAAAAAACGGUCUUGCUCUUUUGAUCAACAAAACAUUUUGAACAAAGCCUGUGCAGAUGCUGCCAUUGAAACCAUAAAGCUGCUAAGCAAAUAUUUCUAUGUUUUGGAUAUAAAUCAAGCAAUGAUCAAUACAUGCAUUUCGGUUUGUUCCGAACUCAAAAAAGAAUUGAGUGGUUUUAACGAUGAUCGAAGAGUUGAUUGUUUGAAUCUUUUGUGGACAGAAAUGGACCAUGAUUCAAUUAAUAUAAGAACACUAGUGGAAACAGUAUGUGAGGAGAAAAAGAUAAGUAACAAUGUAAUGACAUGGAUUCUUCUUAAUCUUCCUCAUGACAGAAUUCCAAUCAAUCAAGUUUUGACAACAUGUUGUCGACAAAGAAAAAUCAAUCAUGUGAAGUAUAUAAUUCAUGAAGUAAAAAAUGGACAGAUUGACAUAAAAGAAUUAUUCUAUCAGGCAUGUCGAACACCAAUGUUAUCAAAUGAACUGAAAUCAUCAAAAAAUGUUAUGCUUGUUGAUUAUUUAUUUCGAAAGUUGCAUGAUAAACAACUAAAUUUAUCCUUAAUUUUGAAUGGAAAGCACCAUGAUAUAAUACUGUACUUUCUGCAUGCAGGAUAUUGUAGAAACAUUGACAUGAAGAACCUUUUGAAAGAAGCAUGUAGGAAUGGACAUGUUAAACUAGUGCAAUGGAUUGUAGAAAAUGUUGAGCAUACAGAACUGGAUAUUAAAUAUGCAUUGCUAGAGGCUUUCAGUUGUACAAAACAUUUCGGACAUAUAGAACUGGAUGUUGAAUAUCAUGAACACAUUUUUGAUAAACCGAAUAAAGAGAAACUAAAAUGUGUUGUUCUAUUGUGGCACUAUAUACAGGAUAAGCCGCUUUUUGAAAUACCCACUGGGUUAAAAUUAAUGACAGAGGAACCAUCAGACAUGUCUUUUACAAAUUCAAAUGAUAACUGGAGGACCUGGUUACUAAACUUCAAGAACAUGAAUCAGAAAAUGAUUAGUAAAUUUGAAAUUGAAAUGUUCAAUAAGGGAGAAAAUGCAUACCGACAGAGUCAGCAAGUAUAUGAUGGUCAAUGUGAAAAGAAAUUGUUAGAAGAUUCAAAUCACAACAAUAAUUCACACAGCAGGAGACACUGUCCAUCACCAAUGAAAACGUAGCGUUUGGAAAAAGAAUACCAAUCAUAACCAUUUGUAAGCUAGUAAAUAAAACAAAAUGUAUUAUGUAAGGCCUCAGACAUUUAUAAGUAUACAUCACUGUAUUUUAAAUAACAUGUUCAAACUUGAAUUAAAGAUAACUGUAUGAUAGUGCAUUUCAUGAUCAUACUUGGGUUAAUGUUAAUCUUGAUAAUCAGUAUUUCAAAAAAUGUUCUUGUUCAAUCUUGAU